Schistosoma mattheei is the source of this 2176-nucleotide messenger RNA. NCBI's taxonomy places the organism in Eukaryota, Metazoa, Platyhelminthes, Trematoda, Strigeidida, Schistosomatidae. The record is from the annotation of a GenBank genome assembly.
AUGAUGUCAAAUGAGUAUCUUGGACCGUGGUAUGAAAAUCAAUCAAAAAUCGGUAAUAUUAACAAUUCCGAUAUGAAUAAUAACACUAAUAAUGUUAACGAUGAUACAUGUGAAAAAUUAUUGGAAGGAAUUGCUGAAGCCAAAUGCACCAUUGAUUUAUUUUUAAAUAAUCGAUUUGAAGAAGCAAAGAAUCGUUUACACAUGAAUACACAUAGUGGUAUGUAUCAGGAAUUAUCAAAUUCUACAAUUUUAUUUAUUCAAGGAAUGGCUACAAUAGAACAGGAAAAUCUUGAAACCGCUAAAGAACAAUUAAAAACAACACUUAAAGCAUGUCAAGCAAAUCGACGUAAAGCAGCUAUUAGUGAAACAUUCACUAAACAAAUUGAGAAAAGUCGUAAUAUCAUUUAUAGUUUAUAUACAGAUGAACAGGCUCAUGCUGAACUUUGUUAUGCAGAAGGUUUACUUCAAUUGGCAUUUCUUUCAAUGUUACAAGAUGAAAAAUUAACAAGUCUUAUAAAAUGUUCUUUGAAAAUAAGACAAUGUUACAAAUGUUACCGAAUAUGUUGGAGAAUAUUAAAAUAUCGAAAUUGGCAAAAUGAAAUUAGUAAAUCAGCUUUUGAAAGUGGUGUACAUUUAGGUGUUGGAGCUUUUAAUUUAAUGAUCUCCAUGCUUCCUAGACGUGUAUUGAAAUUAUUGGAAUUUGUCGGAUUCUCUGGAGAUCGUCAAUUCGGUUUAGAACAACUUAGAAUGGGUGCAGGAAUGAAAGAUUCAUUACGUGGUCCGUUAUGUGCUCUAUUAUUAUUAGCAUAUGAUUUAUAUGCUACUCAUAUGUUAGGUGACAGUGUUGUCAGUGUAUCUUCUGAACAACCAGAACAUAUGAAAGAAGCUCGUGAAUUAUUAGACCAUUGGUCUGUUGUAUAUCCAAAUAGUGCUAUAUUCUUAUUAUUAUCUGGUCGUUUAGAAGAAAUAUCUGGAAAUUUACAUCAAGCUAUCACAUUAUUUCAACGUUCAAUAAAUUCACAAUCUGAUUGGAUACAUUAUCAUCAUCUAUGUUAUUGGGAAUUAAUAUGGUGUUAUGCAUUACAAGCAGAUUGGCAAAAAGCAAUUUUGUACACAGAGAAAUUAGCAUUAGAAAGUCGAUGGAGUCAAGCAUCUUAUAGAUAUAUGAAAGCAGCUUUCCUUUUACAAAGUAUAGAAGAUCGUACUGCAUAUGAAAUGAAAAAUCAUGAUGGUGUAAUUGAAAAACCACAAGAAGUGGUUGAUCAAUUAUUAACAGAUAUACCGCAUAUGAUCAAACGUUUCGGUGGUCGAUCAUUACCAAUUGAGAAAAUUGCAUUGAGAAAGUCUUCACGAUAUUUUGCACAAAAUAAAAGACUAACUCUUCCAGCUUUGGAACUUAUAUUCAUUUGGAAUGGAUUCAAAAUGAUUCAGUCACAACCAGAUGCUAUAACAGCAUUUAUUAUGAUAUGUGAGAAUAAAAUUAAUGAAUUAUUUCAAAAUAGAGAUACAAGUGAAACAUUUUAUGAUGAUUAUUGUUUAGCUUUAAUGCUUAAAGGAGUUUGUCUUAGAUGUCGUGGUCAAGCAUUUCAAGCUUAUAUGUGUUUCACUGAAAUAAUACAAUCUAAACGAAAAUUAAAAAUGGAUACUUAUCUUUUACCAUAUUGUGAAAUGGAAUUAUGUCAUUUAUCAUAUGAAGAGGGAGAAAUUGAUGAAGCAGUGAAACAUUUAGAAAAAGCAUUAAGUUAUAAAAAUUAUCAUUUAGAAUCAAGAUUACACUUUCGUAUUCAUGAAAUGGAUACACGACUUAAAGAGAAUAAACGUAAACUAUCAACUGUCACAAUAAAUCAAGAACAACAAUCUCCAAUUAUGAAAAAAGCUGGCAGUGAAUACUUUCUUACAUCACCAAGUAUCUUUUCCAAUAAUAGUAAUAAUAAUAGUGAUAAUAAAUCAAUAUCAUCGUUUAAAUCAGUUGAUAUUCCUGCAAAUUAUUCACCAUUAACAUCAACAUCAGAAUCGUUAACAGUGCCGUCAUCAUCAUCAUCAUCAACAAUAACAACAACAACCAAAGUGAAAGGUGCUUUGUCGGCAAGAAAUUUAUCGCACUCAAAAAAUAGUAGUGUUGAAACAUUGUCUUUAUCAUCCGAUGCUAGACGUUUAUUCGAUGAAGAUGAUUUAG